GUUCGUUCCAGCGCCCACCACAAAACGCAACGCAUCGGCAUCGCGACGGCUCCCCAACCCCAACCCCAACUCCCCCUCCCCGACUCUCUGGCCAGGUCUACCUCUCGGGCCGGCCUCUGUCCCUUCGCCCCCCUUCCAGUCCCCCCCGCACGCGAGAGGAGAUCGCCACCGCCCCGGGUGGGCCCUAGAUCCCGAUGGCCUCGCGCCGCCGCACCCUGCUCAAGGUCAUCAUCCUCGGCGACAGCGGGGUUGGGAAGACGUCCUUGAUGAACCAAUAUGUGAACAAGAAGUUCAGUAACCAGUACAAGGCUACGAUUGGCGCGGAUUUCCUCACCAAGGAGGUGCAGUUCGAGGACAGGCUCUUCACGCUGCAAAUAUGGGACACUGCUGGUCAGGAAAGGUUUCAGAGUCUUGGCGUUGCGUUCUACCGGGGAGCAGAUUGUUGUGUUCUGGUCUAUGAUGUUAAUUCUAUGAAAUCAUUUGAUAACCUGAACAACUGGCGUGAAGAGUUUCUAAUUCAGGCUAGCCCAUCAGAUCCUGAUAAUUUCCCUUUUGUUCUGUUGGGUAACAAAGUUGAUGUAGAUGGUGGCAACAGCCGAGUGGUAUCGGAGAAAAAGGCAAAGGCAUGGUGUGCUUCUAAAGGGAACAUCCCCUACUUUGAGACAUCUGCUAAGGAUGGAACGAACGUGGAAGAUGCCUUCCAGUGUAUCGUAAAGAACGCUCUGAAGAAUGAACCAGAGGAAGAAUUGUAUGUGCCAGAUACCGUGGACGUGGUGGGUGGCAACCGGGCCCAGAGAUCAUCUGGUUGCUGUUAAGGCAUGAGGCAUCACGAGGGCGUUGUGAUCAUCACCGGCUAUGCAGUAACCAAACAGUACCUUUGACAUUGCUGGGCCUCCAUGGUUAUCUACGGAUCCGUAUUCCAUUUGUUACCUUUCCAGUCUCCUGCUAUGUACCCAAGGGCGCCUGUCCCAUGCUGUCAAUCCGUGGACUUUGUGCAGUUUCAUCAGUAGCGUCAUAUCUUGUGAAUACAAUUGGGCAAAAUAAGAGGAAGUGUAAACUAAAGUUCAUCCUUUAUGGUUUUGUGUGGGACGAGUAUGAAUUUGUUUGGGCAAUCGCCGUUUC
This is a messenger RNA of Sorghum bicolor (sorghum), 1122 nucleotides long. RefSeq names its product ras-related protein Rab7. Gene Ontology annotation, molecular function: GTP binding; GTPase activity. The transcript has 7 exons. NCBI's taxonomy places the organism in Eukaryota, Viridiplantae, Streptophyta, Magnoliopsida, Poales, Poaceae. The coding region runs from base 195 to 815 and encodes 206 amino acids. Gene Ontology annotation, cellular component: vacuolar membrane. The record is from RefSeq and is a predicted model, not a curated record.